CCUUUCUUUCUCUCCACUUUCAUCUCCACCUUUCCUUCCUUACCCUUCCCUUUCCUUCUUCUCUCUGUAUGUUUUCUUAGCUCAAGUUCGCACAUGCCCUUUCUUCUCCUUAUUGUUUUUUUUAAAAAAUUUUUUUUUUACUAUUAUUCCUGAAUAGAGUGACACACAAGAACUCCAUCAUUACAUGUCCUUAACUCUCUAAUCUUGCUUCCUUUGUAUGUCCUAAAACAGAACACCCACCAUCAAGAGAUUUUCUUUUUCCCCAUUUUUCCAAGCAAAUUGCCACUACUUUCUUGAUUGUAUGUUCUGACUUCAAUUGUCCUUCUGGGUCCCAAACUUUUCUUAGAACCACCCUAAUUUUUCCUCUCUUGUUCAUUCUCAUGGAAAAGGAAAAGCUCUUUUUGAAUGAGGGAGCCAACAGCACAGCAGCAGUGCCCAUUUGGAAUCCUUGCAGUUUUGGAAUGGAAAUGCAAUCCAAUAAGCUUAAUUGUUGCUCAGACCAACUUCCCAAUUGCUUUUUCAAUCCCAAUUGGGACAGCUCAAUGGAUCAGAGCGAUCCCUUUGCGUCUGCUUUGAGCUCCAUUGUCUCUUCUCCUGUAACAACAUCAAAUGCCAUUCCUUCUAGUGGUGGUGUUGGUGACCCUGUUAUGAUUAGAGAACUCAUUGGAAGAUUAGGAAACAUUUGUAAUUCUGGGGAGAUUUCUUAUAUUAACAAUAACAGUAGUACUAAUACUUCAUGUUAUAGUACCCCUCUGAAUUCCCCUCCAAAACUGAAUAUUUCAAUCAUGGACUCACAGAUCAUAGGGAAUCUGCCAAUUCUUGGAAAUGGUAUUCCAGACCAUCAAAGUUUAGCACCAUUUCUUGCUGACCCUGGAUUUGCAGAGAGGGCUGCUAGGUAUUCCUGCUUUGGUAGCAGGAAUCUGGCAUCGAAUGAAUCUGAAUUGUCUCAUAGGUUGAUGCCUAGACUUGAACCAGAUAAGCUCCAGAGAGUUUCCAGUAAUCCCUCAGAGAAGGCCACUGGACGUCAGGCGAAUGUCAAUGUUGAUGGGAAUUCAAAUUCUGAUAAGAAAUUCAGUAGGUUGUCGAGGUCCUCAACUCCAGAGAAUGCAGAAUUUGGAGAUUCAAGAGACGAAUCUUCUGUUUCUGAGAAGAUCCCAGGUGGGAAAUUGAGCAUGAAAGGCCUGAAUGAUUCCAAUUCAAGGAAAAGGAAAGCAAUUCCCAAGGGAAAAGCCAAAGAAACUCCCUCUUCAUCUCUUUCUGCUUCUGAUUCCAAGGUUGUAGCAGAGAUGGAUGAAUCGAAGGCUAAAAGAAGCAAAUCAAAGGAAAUUAAUGGGGACGAAAAGGAUUCAACUAAGGCCAAUGAAGAAGAAAACUCAAACCAGAAACAGAAUAAGGAUAAUUCAAAGCCACCAGAGCCACUCAAGGACUAUAUCCAUGUCAGAGCCAGGAGGGGUCAGGCUACAGAUAGCCACAGCUUAGCUGAAAGAGUUCGGAGAGAGAAAAUCAGUGAAAGAAUGAAAUUCCUUCAAGAUCUUGUUCCUGGCUGCAGCAAGGUGACCGGGAAAGCAGUAAUGCUUGAUGAGAUUAUAAACUAUGUGCAGUCAUUGCAGCGGCAGGUUGAGUUUCUAUCAAUGAAGUUGGCAACUGUUAAUCCAAGAAUGGAUAUUAGCAUGGAAGCUCUUCUGUCCAAGGAUAUUUUUCAAUCUCGCGGAUCUCUGUCACAAAAUCUUUAUCCAUUGGAGAACUCAGCAGCACUAUCAUUCCCUUAUGGUUACCGGUCCCAGCAAGGGAUAGCCUUGCCUAAUGGCAUGUUUAGUAAUGGAGAAACUCAAUUCUCAACGAACCCUUUAAAUGCUGUUUUGAAGCGAAACCAAUGUAUGCAGUUGCCUGCACUUGAUGGAUUUGGAGAUGCACCACGUCAGGUUUCGACAUUCUGGGAAGAUGAUCUCCAGAGUGUUGUGCAGAUGGGAUUUGGACAGAAUCAGCUGCAGCAGCCGCAGGCCUUUCAUGCAGAUUCAAAUAUGCCUGGAGCUCAGAUGAAAGUUGAGCUAUGAUAAUUAUCGAUCAUUGAGGCCCUGGAGAGAGAGCCUUUGUAUAUAUAUCCAAGUUCUGGUUUGGAUUACUCUUUUAGAUUUGGAGGGGAAAAAAAUUAGACUUUUCCCAUUUAAUGUGUAUAUCUAUAUGUGAUUCAUCUAGCUAAUUCUUUGGAGAAGUACUUAUAAAAGAAUUACAUUGUAAAAUAUACAAAUGAUUGGAACCAGUGUUGUGACAUUUCUAGAAGAAAAGACCACAUUUCAAUUUGUAACAGGCCGGGGAUAGAAUUGUUGGAGGGUUGAGGGAAAUUAGAGAAUUGGAUUAUUAUUAUUAUUAUUAUUAUUAUUAUUAUUAUUAUUAUUA
Molecule: messenger RNA, 2397 nt
Organism: Hevea brasiliensis (rubber tree)
Lineage: Eukaryota; Viridiplantae; Streptophyta; Magnoliopsida; Malpighiales; Euphorbiaceae
Product: transcription factor bHLH62
Exons: 7
Coding region: 381-2054 (557 amino acids)
Biological process (GO): regulation of DNA-templated transcription
Cellular component (GO): nucleus
Molecular function (GO): protein dimerization activity; DNA-binding transcription factor activity
Source: RefSeq, a predicted model, not a curated record